Molecule: messenger RNA, 1739 nt
Organism: Bombyx mandarina (wild silkworm)
Lineage: Eukaryota; Metazoa; Arthropoda; Insecta; Lepidoptera; Bombycidae
Gene: ecd
Product: ecdysoneless cell cycle regulator
Cellular component (GO): nucleus
Source: RefSeq, a predicted model, not a curated record
AAUUCAGUGCGAAUAACAUUGAAAUUUAUAUUUGAUUGAAGAAAUGUCUUUCAAUAAAAAUGCGGUUUUUUCUGAACCAUUACACGAAGAUACCGUAUAUUGCACGUUUUAUUCUUUAUCAUUGCUUGAAAGAUCACAAUGGGUGUCAUUGUGUGACCAAAUCAAUGAAACAAUCUUAACUUUGUCAAAAGAUUACAUCUGGCAUAGAGAUGUUUUCAAAGUCUUUCUACCACUUUAUGAGAAUAAAAAUCUACACAACUAUCCUAUGCAUUUAAUUAGUGUAACAUGUUUUGGUGACAAUAUUGAAGAUGAAUGGUUCAUAGUUUACCUUGUAAAAAAUAUAACAAAGCUAUACACUAACAUAGUUGUACAAAUUAAAGACAGUGAUGGUGAAUUUUUAUUAAUAGAAGCUGCAAAUUAUUUGCCUUCAUGGGCAAAUUCAAAUACUACAGAAAAUAGAGUGUUCAUUUACAACAACAAUUUACAUAUAAUACCUCCAUAUGUGGCAAGUAUAGAUGAGAAGUUAGAAAUAUCAGAAGCAUUAAAAUACUUGGAAAUCAAUAAAGACACUAAGUCAACACAUGAAAUUGAAAAUGCUAUAUCGUUAAGAAUUGAGAAGUUUUCUAAACAUUUAAGUGAUUAUUUCCAUACAUCAGUUGUCAGACUUCCAAUAGAGGUAGCUACUUUACUGAAACUUGAACCUCAAUACAUUGCUAACUUUAUUAAUGCCUAUUGUAAUCAUGAAGAAUCUAAGUCCUGUCCUGUGAUUAAUUAUGAAAAUUUAGUGGAUGUUCCAGUGAAGUUUACUAAGUUCUUGUAUGCAAUAUUGAUGCAGUCAAAACCUAUUAAACAUUUUAGUAAAAGAAAAUCCACAAAUGAUAAGAGCACUUUACUUGGUUUGAAAAUUUCCUAUGGUUAUCAAAUUAUAACCAACUCAUCAAAUGAGGUUUUUUUAACCAAUGCAUAUAAUAAAUUUAUUGCUACUUUAAGGAACAAUGGUUAUUUUAAAGGUAAUUUAGAGGGUUCUAGGGAUUAUCAACAGCUUUUAGAAAAAGCUAAGGAUUAUUUCUUAAAUACUGAAUGCUCAGUAAGUUCUAAUGCAUCUUACAAUAUUGCAAAAACACUAAGUUCAGAAAAUUUCACUCAAGAAAUGGAAAAUAUAAAAAAUUAUAGUACAAAUUUGGAUUUCUCAGAUGAUAACGAUGACUGGAUGACCAUUCAUCCUGAUGAGUUAAAUAAUACAUUAAAUUCACGCUAUGGCCAAAAAUCUAAAUUUACAGUAAAAAGUGAAAUUACUCCAGAGUCGAUAACAAAGGACCUUAAUAAUUUUCUAAAUAAUACUUCAAACUUUGAGGGGAUUGAAUCAGAAUAUACUGAUAAUAAUACUAUUGAAUUUGAGGCAGAUGAAUUUCAAUCUUCCAUUGAGAAGUUUUUGGGAUUAUUGAGUAUGAAUCAAAAUGAUGUGCAAGAAGAGUCAGAUUUAUUAGAUGAUGAAGAUUGUAUUUCCGAAAAUGGAGAUAUUACUGAAGAAUUAGAAGAAGAAAUGAAAUCUAAACUGGGAAAUGAUGAUAUAGACUCAUUACACAAUCAGAAAAAUAUUUUACAAAAUUUCUUGCAAAGUAUUAAAGAAGAAAAAGCUGCAUCUGGUCCUUCCAGUAAUCUACUACAGUCAAUAGGCCUUAGAAAAACACAAUUAUUAGACUCAGAUGAUGAUGAUGAUAAUAAAACAUAAUAACUUA